UCAGGCAGUUAUAUGUUGUUGUGCUUCUUCAUUAAGGGACUGUGGUGCCAGAUGUUAAGAACAGAGCUGUAAUGGAGGCAGUGGAUGAUGCUGAGCUGCUGACUGGCAAACAGAAACGUGACUGAUACAGAUGGAUCUCAGGCUUCUGGCUCUGAUUACCCUGAUGACCUAGAGCUAAUCGGCAGUUGGCAGGAAAACCUCAUAAAAUAUAUGCAUGUGAAACAAAUACACAGAUGGAGCAUUCAAGGCAAAGAAAUGCUGCUUCUGUUGAAUCUUCAAACGAGCUUAACAUACGUAAAUUGUCAGCUGCUUCACCUGAGGUUUUGCUGGACAGCAGUGAUUCAGAAAUUGAUGUCUCUGUUGCUAGUGGCAGUGGGUACCAUCCCAAAUGUUCCACUGCCCCUGCAAAGCGAAAAAAGAAAUCUGAGUCUUCAAGGCAACAAGCUGAAGCUGUUGCAGGAGGGCCUGACAAUGAAAGCUCCUCAGAUUCCCCUCAGAGUCCACCAAAACCAUCAGAAACUCCAGAGAGGCCCAAGUCAAAAUUCGAUUUGAAAGCCAUUCUUGACUAUCACUUCAGGAGGAAAAAUGCCAAGGCUGAUGCAUGGCGAAGACACAUGCGUGGUGCAGAGAGGAAAAGUAAGAAGUCAAAGUAUGUGAGCACACAGAUGCCUGUGGGGAGGCCAGCACUGACCGCCUCACCUCAGGAGCGAAGGAGAAGGCUUCUAGACAGAGGUGUUCAGUUCCCUUUUUUUAAAAAACAUUAUGGGAAGACACAUAUUCCCCUGAGGAUGGUUCUUGGCUAUGAGCAAGCAGCAAUAAAGGGAUAUUUACGGUACGUUGAAAUGGUUAAAUAUGAAGACUGUCUUAAGAAAGCCUUAAAAGCCCUUCAGGCUAGUGAAGACUUGGAAAGACAAUGUGUGAUGGAACGGAGACACAAAUACUUGGAUGAUGAAGGCCCCAUUUCCCCUAUUCAGGAGACAAAUGAUAAUGAUGAUAGCUUGAAUUCUGAUAAUCAAGAAGACCAUGAUGUCACAGUAGUGGAGAACAGCGCUUUUAUUCUAAGUAGCAAAAUUCCCAGUAAGAAAAAAAGCCAGAAAAGAAACGUGCAAAAUUAACUGAAGUGAUUGAAGUAGAGGAGGAAUAUGACGGCAGCUGAAAACUUUGGGCUUCUGUGGGUUUACGUUGGUGAACAGGCAAAUGAGAUGGCAGUGGUCACUCAACGUAGUCGCCUUUAGUUUAAGUUUAUGGUGCUUUUGGAGGAGGAAAUGCCACCUGGUUUUCCUGAUGUAAAAGGCUCUGCAGAUUGAGCACAGCAGCUUUUGAGUGCUUCAGUUCCUACGGCUGUUAGCUGGUUUCUGAUGUACAGCUCUCUUACUUAAGUGGACUCCUGUGGAGCACAUCGGUGAAAGAGGUAAGUUGUGUUUCUGCUGAACUUCAGCAUAAGAGUAUCAGAUUUCUUCAGGCAAGUGCUAUUCCCACAGCAAAUAACCAGACUGGCUUAUGCACUGGAUGGUAUCUGCACCCAGCAGUGUUUUCCUGGUGGGGUGUUCAAAAAGCAGUGCUACAGUAUUUCAGCAGCUGGCAUCGUUGGUUUCCAUGCUGAUGUGCUGGUUAAACUUGGUAUUUCUGUUGAAACAAGUGCAUUAAAAGUUUCUUAUUACAAAGCUUGUAAAAUGCAACAUUGAGGAACUAUAAUGAUAAUACUUCAAAAUAUUUCUUCUUAAAAGGGCAUUCCUGUGGUGUCUGGAACACAGUGGAAAGCAUCUGCUUGAGGGGAGUCUACCUGGUAGUCCAGUCUGAAGCAGCAUCUUGAUGGUAUGUGAUUAGAGAAGAUGACAGAAGAAAUGCAGGAUGCCAUUUCAUGGAAGUCUGAAGGCUCUUCUGGAGUUGGUACUGACUUGUGUUUUGAUACAAAUAGCAAAGAUGAGUCAAGUGGAAAAGCUUGGUGCUUUAGGAUACAGCGUAAAGUGGGUGUUGCUGUGUUGAAGGGAUAAGCUGCAGAAGAUUACCUGUGUGACAGCGUCUGCAUAGGGGAGGCCUGAGGAACCCCAAGUUGCCAUCAAAGUGAGUCUGAAGGUCCUGGUGAUGUUGCUGCAAGUCUGCUGCAGAGAACUGCAUGGUUCUUCUAAAAACAAAGAACCUGAUCCAGAGUGUUUCUUGCAGUAAUUUAUUAUUAACCACGGAGCCUAACUCCCCUCACUGCUUUGGACACUGAAGUAGUUUGCAGUGUUUGGAAACUGGCUCAGAAGCACAGGAGCCUUUGUCCUUACCCUCUGUCACAACUUGCCUGCAGUGCCCUUGUGGGAGAUGUGAAGCUGCCAGCUUGCUGUUGCAGAAGACCCAACUAAGAGUAUAGAUCAAGUUUUAAUCUGAGUGGAAAAGGCUUUAUCAGCUGUUUUCUCUCAGUUCCCUGUCCUGAAUC
Neopsephotus bourkii (Bourke's parrot) is the source of this 2422-nucleotide messenger RNA. It is a transcript of the gene TAF1D, whose product is annotated as TATA-box binding protein associated factor, RNA polymerase I subunit D. The transcript is spliced from 14 exons. The coding region runs from base 234 to 1115 and encodes 293 amino acids. The record is from RefSeq and is a predicted model, not a curated record. Lineage: Eukaryota; Metazoa; Chordata; Aves; Psittaciformes; Psittacidae. Gene Ontology annotation, biological process: regulation of DNA-templated transcription. Gene Ontology annotation, cellular component: nucleus; nucleoplasm; RNA polymerase transcription factor SL1 complex.